This is a messenger RNA of Mustela lutreola (European mink), 638 nucleotides long. RefSeq names its product ghrelin and obestatin prepropeptide (gene GHRL). Lineage: Eukaryota; Metazoa; Chordata; Mammalia; Carnivora; Mustelidae. Gene Ontology annotation, cellular component: extracellular region. Gene Ontology annotation, molecular function: ghrelin receptor binding; growth hormone-releasing hormone activity. The coding region runs from base 150 to 503 and encodes 117 amino acids. Gene Ontology annotation, biological process: negative regulation of inflammatory response; regulation of response to food; gastric acid secretion. The record is from RefSeq and is a predicted model, not a curated record. The transcript is spliced from 5 exons.
AAGCAUUUUUAGUUCCCGAGGAAUGUAAAGCAGCCACGAGAAGUUAGGAUGGAGUUGCUAGUUUAAAAAACAAACACAGGCCUUCCUACAUAAGGACCAGGCAGCCACUGGCCACCACCCCACCAGAAGCCUCAGGCCUGCCAGACACCAUGCCCUCCCUGGGGACCCUUUGCAGCCUGCUGCUCUUCAGUGUGCUCUGGAUGGACUUGGCCUUGGCGGGCUCCAGCUUCCUGAGUCCUGAACACCAGAAAGUCCAGCAGAGAAAGGAGUCCAAGAAGCCGCCAGCCAAACUGCAGCCUCGAGCUCUCGAAGGCUCACUCCGCCCAGAAGAUACAAGUCAAGUGGAAGGGGCAGAGGAUGAGCUGGAAAUCCGGUUCAACACUCCCUUUGAUGUCGGAAUCAAGCUCUCUGGGGCUCAGUACCACCAGCAUGGCCAGGCGCUGGGGAAGUUUCUUCAAGACAUCCUCUGGGAAGAGGCCAACGAGGCCCUGGAAGAUAAGUGAUCAGCCACAAGACCAGCCCCACCUGUGUGUCCCGCAGCCUUGGCAGCACUCACCUGCUUUUACACUGUUUCUGCAACAGCUCCCAGCUCUUGAGUGGUAGACUAGCUUCAGAGGUGAAUAAACAUUCAAAUCAUA